Molecule: messenger RNA, 2064 nt
Organism: Symbiodinium natans
Lineage: Eukaryota; Dinophyceae; Suessiales; Symbiodiniaceae
Source: the annotation of a GenBank genome assembly
AUGGACCAGCUCGCGCAGGACGGCUUCACGAUGAAUGAGGUGAUCUACGUUUCGCUGAUUUCCAGUUCCAAUGCUGACUGGGUGAAGGCGCUGGGCACGGUUUAUGCCGUGCGAAGUGCGGAGCUGCGCCCGAACGUGGUUCUUCUCGGGUCCGCACUCACCUCUGGUGCGUCGGCCUGGGAGCGAACGCAGGAGCUCCUGAAACGCUCCCUCACCUGGACGCUGCCAGUGGACGAAGCCUGCUUUGAGGCAGUGAUGUUGGCCCAGGGCCGAGGCCGGCGUUGGGAGGCUGCUCUACAGAGCAAGGCGUCGUCUUCUGCCAACUUCAAGAAGAAGGUGCGGGCGGCGAACGCGCUGGCGGCCGUGUGCCGGUGGGGUGACAGGUGGGCGAUGUCCUUGGAGCAGAUCCGAGCGCUUAGCCUGCAGCGCUGCAGCCCCGACUCUAUGAGUUACAACACGGCCCUGGCUGCCUGCCAAACAGGCAGCUGCUGGGCACUCUCUGCCUACCUCCUGGAGCGGAUGAGGAACCUCUCCUUCAAGCUCGACGAAGCUGGCUGCAAUGCUGCCUCCAGCUCCUAUGCUGAAGGGGGCUGCUGGGAGGAGUCGCUUGACAUGCUGGCCUACCUGAGGCUGAGCCGGCUGGCACUGCAAGCCGCAAGCGGCUCGGCCUGUGCAACUGCGUGCGACCGUUCAUCGACAUGGAAAUGGGCGGUGUCCAUGGUCCACAGCCUCCAAAGUGAGUGCGUCACGGCUUCAACUCCAGUGAUCGACUCUGAGGUGCUCGCAGUCACGCUCAGGGCCAGUGAGGCCGGGGGCUCCAGCGGCCUGGUCCCCAGUUUGUGGUGUGGACCUGCCAUGGAACUUGGUGGGUCCUUGGGCCAGCAUUGUGGGAGUCUUGGUACUGGAAGCCGCAAGCUCGCACUUGGUCCCAAGCUUCGCCUUCGUGCAACUCGCCCACUGAACAUCUGCACCGUGGCCUCCUUGCCCCUGGUCAUCGCCACUCGGCGGCUCCCACUCCGCCUCCGCCGCGCUGCCGGCUCUUUGGCCUCCAUGGCGGGCGUGCCGCCGCUCCACGAAUCCAGUGCCGAGCUCCUGAAGCAGCAUGGAAUCUCCCUGACGGCCAUUGAGCCCAUGGGUGCCCGCGUUCGGGGUUUGGACCUCCGAGGGCCUGAGCCCACACCGGAGGUGCGGCGCGUGCUGGAGGAGGAGAUGGCGCGCCGCGGCUUCCUUGUUUUUGCAGACCAGGGCGUCCUCUCUGGGGAUGAGCAGGUGCGAGCCAGCGAGUUCUGGGGCGGCCGCAAGAUCCACAGCACCCAUGGGGUCCACCCGCAGGCGCCGAAUCGCCACAUCUUCCGCCUGAGCAACGACAGCUCUGUCGGGAUCGUCGGGGUUGGGCCACAGUGGCACAACGAUGGGUCGUUCGAGGUGGGAGUCUUCUCUCACGUAGGAUACCACAUCGUCCGCGUGCCCGAGCAGGGUGGCAACACGCAGUUCGUGCACCAGGGGGCUGCAUUCGAUGCCUUGCCGGCCGAGAAGCAGAGAUACUGGUCGCGGUUGGUGUCUGUGAAUGCCACCUCCGGAGUGUUACAUCCCAUGGUUCACGACCACCCCAUCUCUGGCCGUCGAUCUGUGUACCUCCAUCUCGGGAUGACCGGGGGCAUUCUGGAGAAGGCGGAAGGUCCCAACUCCUUUCGGCUCCUGGAAGAGGAGGAGAUUUCAGAUGUCUGCCGGACAUACAACGAGCUCCUGAACGCGGGCUUCCCCGAACGAGGUGGAAACUAUGGCAUCAGCUACCCAUAUCAAGAAGGAGAUUGCAUCUUCAUUGACAACUGGGCCAUUGCCCACAGGGCCACUCCGGAGGCACACGCGGACAAAGCGAAGCAGGGUCUGCGGAUCUUGCACCGCACGACCGUCCAAGCCUUCCGGCCGUUUUCCCCACCGUUUGGUCUCCCCGACGUCGUUACCCAGGAGCUUCUCGAGGCUGCCGACACCUCGGGCGCGGGUGUCUUCGUCCCUGGCGGACUUGGGUUCCGCUGGGAUCCGACGAUCCGCAUGCAGAACUGA